UUUGCGCACCCUUUUUUUAAAUGAUAAAAAUACAUUUUAAGGCAGAUUUCGAUUUUUGAGCAAUUCAAGUUGAACACAUAUGCAAUCUCACGCCCACGAACAGCUAUGGAACGCACAAGCAAAUUCGUCAAUGAAGGAGGACUUACUUUUUACGAAGGAAAACGAUUUAGCGACUUUUGUUUGAAGAUAGUGGGAGAAGUGCACAAUGUACACACCAAAGAACAUGUUUUAUCUGGAGAAGGACAGUGGCUUGUAAGCGCAACUGGUUUUGUGUUCUCUUCCCAAUUUACGAGAGAAAUUACGCUGACUGCCAGUUGCUUUGACGGGAAAAGGCAAUUGCUCGAUGCACUCAGGUCAAAGUUUCCUGGAGGAACUCUGAACUUGGAGACCCAUGUUAGCAACAGCAUGAUCUUGACCUACUGGCAAUCACUUCUGGAGGACUACAGGAAUGUUUUUAACGAAACCGAUGAUGCUACAGCGAGAGUGGUCUAUGGUACUCAACAUUUUGGUUAUCAAAACAUUCCAAAUUCGGCUAAUUAUUGGUUUCUUGAGCCCGGGCUUCACAUCGAGGACAAUUGUAUUUUACGGGACAGUGCAUAUAAAGUCCUAGACAUGUCAGGCCGGGAUGCUUUGUUCCACUACGCAACCACAAUUGAUCGGCAUCUUUUAAAGAUGGAUCGACUGCUCGAAGCGACAAAAAGGCUUUUAGAUUUGUCUUCUUACUUUGAUGUAAACGAGCAUCCUUUUAAGAUGUCGCUAUCAUUUGUCGCAACAAGAAUCCUUCGAUCGUCCAAAGAUGACGAGAAAUAUGGUGAAAGUAAUUUGGGAUUGAUAUUCUCUGAGGAGAGAAAUUGCGGGAAGACUCUGACGUUACGUCUGAUUGCCAAAUUUCAGGGAAUUGCCCAAAGUCGUCACCCACUACUAUUAUCAGGUGGGAAUCAGAACACAUCUGGCACAUCUGGAAAAAUGGCAUUGGAGAGUUUAAGCAAAUCGUCCUUGGUAUCCUUACUUGACGAUUCAAUAAUCAACCAGAAUCUGGGUGAAUUUUUGAACCAGGUGCAGGGUGGUCUGGCGCAGGGUUCAUCCAAAUCUGGUCUUUUGUACCCGAAAGGAAGCUUACUACUUUCCAGCAAUAAAAAAGAAGUACAAAGGUAUAAAUACAUGAAAUGCCAAUGUAUACAAUUCAAUCAAUGUACAACAACGCAUAUUAUACGAGUUAAGGAAAUCACUGCUAAAGUUUACAUGAUUCUUUAUCAGGGUAUUCUGGUUGCAUGGUGCAUGCGAUUUCUUCCUAUCUAUGAAGAGAUAAUAGAAUCGUAUUUUGAAGAUGUGAAAUGCAUUCUGAAGGCGCAUUUCAAUACAGGAUGUCAAAUGCGAUGGAUUAAAGGUGUUGCAUAUAACCUCAUUACGUACACAAUGAUACAUGCAUCUGCUCAGAAACAUCCCGACCUAACAAAUGCCAUCACCAUGGUCAUACAGGGAAACAUGAGUCGUUCUGCGGAAAAGUCUACUAUACAAAGAUUAAUGGUGGAUAUUUAUUCACUUAUUCUGCAGUCAAAAUCGAAAGAUGUUUCUUGUUUGACAUGGAUAAAUCCACUCCCAAAGGUCCAAAUUACAGAAAACGGAUCGUGGGAGAAAGCCAUUUGCAUCAAGACGGUCAUGAUAGGAGAAAUGCAAAACGUUUCUUGGACGGAAGUAAAACAAGAAAUACAGAGUUCCACAGUAAACGGCUGGGAACAGAGAAGCAUUUGUUUCGCAAAAGGCAGCAACGCAAACCUCGCUGACGUGCGCUCUAAAAGGAAUUCAACGCUUGUAACAACUGGACAAGGGUUCAAAAUCCCACAGAAGUUAUUGGACCCUCUUUUUAUCGAGUGGGUAAAUUUUGUUACUGGUAAUAACGGUCAGCUGCAGCCAGACGUGGACUUUAUCGAAGCGCUGACAAACAAAGAAGAACACGGAGAUGACAUGGAAAGAAAUUUGGAGAAAGAUGAGGCAGACACGGUCCGUUCCAUAGAACAAGAGAUCGUGGAAAAAGUGUCAGAUUAUUGUGAUAGGAUCAGGCAAGGAUAUCACAAUACAAAUGACGACGUACCUUCAUCGCCGUCAAAUGCGCAAGACUAUUCACAAUUUUUGUCACCUGAAUCAAAGAAAUUGUACAACAGAUUCACCCCGAAACGGUUAAAGGCUUUUGACAUGGCUGUUAAAGCAGUAGAACGAGCAAGCCGGUUAUUAAGUGAAGAGCCAACAGCACAUGAUCGUACGAUAGAUACUGCGAUAGAUACUGCAUCAGGUUCAGGUAUUAAUCAAACACCCAUCCCGAGUAAUAGUGAGGUAAACCCAAAGAGGAAACUGCUAUUCGCGCAAGGAGCAUUUGGGGUUAUGAACGAUAGCACUGAAGGUAUAAUACAUGCUAGGAUUUUAUACGUUAGCAGUUUUAAGUAUAAUUGA
Molecule: messenger RNA, 2448 nt
Organism: Dendronephthya gigantea
Lineage: Eukaryota; Metazoa; Cnidaria; Anthozoa; Malacalcyonacea; Nephtheidae
Exons: 16
Coding region: 106-2448 (780 amino acids)
Source: RefSeq, a predicted model, not a curated record